CCGUCUUUCGGUCUGAAUAUUCUCUCCUUGAGAGACUAUCAACAACAAGUUCUCAACAACAAUCAUCACAUCCCACACCAUGGCUCCAGCUGCACUCCUCCCUCUCACGGCGCCGGUCGUGAUCGGCCCUGCCACGAAGAAAGCGACUCGUCCCAGCAAAGCGUUACCGCAAAGCCUCAUCGAUGGAGCCAGACUCAGCACCAAAGAGCCCUUCACCCCGGAGAAGCACCUGGCUUUCCAGUCCCCCGCAAAGAUCUACACCAUGAAAGACAUCGGCCUCGAAGGCCACGGCAUCUCGCCCAAUGCAGUCACCGACCCAUUCCCCCUGUUCACGGAGGAAGCAAUCAAGCAGAUGCGCGCGGAGAUCUUCAGCGAGCCCGUGUUGGAGAAAUGUCAAUACUCGUCAACCUUCAACAAAAACAUGGUCCGCGGAAUGGGGCCUGCUCUCGCCCCCUUCACCUACGACGCAUGGCGCUCGCCCGAACUCAUCGCCAAGAUCUCCGAAGUGGCCGGCGUCGACCUUGUGCCAUCCAUGGACUUUGAGAUCGCCAACAUCAACAUCUCCAUCAACGACGAGCACGACCGUCUGACGCCGGACAACGCGCCCGACACCGACCAGCUCUCGGCGGUGGCGUGGCACUACGACAGCUUCCCGUUUGUCUGUGUGACAAUGCUGUCCGAUUGCAGCGGGAUGGUCGGCGGGGAGACGGCGCUGCGAACGGCGACGGGCGAGAUCAUGAAAGUGCGGGGCCCCGCCAUGGGCACGGCCGUGGUGAUGCAGGGCCGCUACAUCGAGCAUCAGGCGCUCAAGGCGCUGGGCGGCCGCGAGAGGAUCAGCAUGGUGACCUGCUUCCGGCCGCGAUCGCCCUUCGUGCGCGAUGAGACCGUGCUCACCGGGGUGCGCGGCAUCAGUGAUCCGUCCGAGAUGUAUACGCAGUAUAUGAGCUACCGCAUGGAGAUCCUGGAGGAGCGGGUCCGGGCGCGGUUGCAGACGGAGAGGCGGCGGGAGUUGGGGAAGCGUCCGUUUGAUGUGCAGGAGGCCAGAGGGUUCUUGGUGGAGCAGGUGCAGUACCUGGAGGCGAUGUUGGGGGAGAUUGUCGAGGUGUCUGGCGAUUAG
Molecule: messenger RNA, 1117 nt
Organism: Aspergillus brunneoviolaceus CBS 621.78
Lineage: Eukaryota; Fungi; Ascomycota; Eurotiomycetes; Eurotiales; Aspergillaceae
Exons: 2
Coding region: 80-1117 (345 amino acids)
Source: RefSeq, a predicted model, not a curated record